AUGGAAGAAGCUGGAAAAACUCUCAAAUACACAGAUGUAGAAGUUACCAGAAUGUGGAACGUUAAGACGAGCACAACACCGUUCAUAGUAGGCGCUCUGGGAACAAUCAAACAAGGACUCGACCAGCAUCUACAAUCAAUCCCAGGGAAUACAUCAAUGAAGUUAGUCCAGAACAGUCCCUGCGCGCAUUCUCCGCAAAGUGUUUAG
Molecule: messenger RNA, 207 nt
Organism: Acanthoscelides obtectus
Lineage: Eukaryota; Metazoa; Arthropoda; Insecta; Coleoptera; Chrysomelidae
Source: the annotation of a GenBank genome assembly